Molecule: messenger RNA, 2136 nt
Organism: Betta splendens (Siamese fighting fish)
Lineage: Eukaryota; Metazoa; Chordata; Actinopteri; Anabantiformes; Osphronemidae
Gene: lrrc40
Product: leucine rich repeat containing 40
Exons: 16
Coding region: 184-1980 (598 amino acids)
Molecular function (GO): protein binding
Source: RefSeq, a predicted model, not a curated record
GUUACGAACAACUAUGAACACGCCAAUACGGAAGAUGGCGGUAAUGCACUGUAAAGUUUGCAAACCGCCAGUAAACAAAAUAAUAAAAAGAAGAAGCUUCCGCCAACCGCAGCCUGUCUCCAGCGAUCUUAAUACCUCGUUGCUAGGCAUUGUGUUAGAGAAGACCCUUACUGACAUCAGACAAUGUCUCGGUUUAAAAGAGCCGGGAACGUGGACUCGCUCGCAGGCUUCAGGAACGAGGAAGCCGAACCGGCCGUUCCUCGCGGGUUGCUGAAGGGCGCCAGGAAAACCGGCCAGCUCAACCUCUCCGGCCGCGGACUCACCCAAGUCCCUCAGAGUGUGUACCGUCUGAACAUCGACGCGCCAGAGGAGGCUGAGCGCGACGUGUCCUUUGGUGCUUCAGAUCGCUGGUGGGACCAGACCGAUCUGGUCAAGCUGCUACUGUCAUCCAAUCAACUUACCAGUUUGUCCGACGACAUUCGACUCCUGGCUGGACUCCAUAUACUGGAUCUCCAUGAUAACCAGCUCAGCUCGUUGCCUAGUUCUUUGGGAGAACUGAAGGAAUUGCAGCAACUGCGACUCAGUCAUAACUUGCUGACAUCAUUGCCUGUGAAGCUGUUCUCUCUGAUGAACCUUCGUAGUCUUACAGUCCAGCAGAAUCUUUUGGAGGACCUGCCAGAGGAGCUGGGCCAGCUGGAGAACCUGAAUGAGCUGGAUGUGUCCAUCAACCAUCUUAAGUGCCUGCCCAGCAGUUUGGGGUGUCUGGGCAGUCUGCAGAAACUACACCUGUGCCACAACAAGCUCUGCUCUCUACCUAAAAGUCUGGGCAAACUCACAAAUGUUAAGCUAUUGGACUGCAGCAACAAUCAGCUUACUGACAUUCCUGCCAGCCUCUCAGAGAUGGUCGCUCUGGAGCAGCUCUAUCUCAGACACAACAAGCUCCGACUUCUUCCACGUCUAUGUGCACCCAAACUCCAGGAGUUGUAUGUUGGAAACAAUCAGAUUGAACAGUUGGAGACAGAGAAGCUGGUCUGUCUACCAGCCAUCUCAUUCCUCGAGCUCCGAGACAACAAGAUCAAAACCAUACCUGAAUACAUCACCUCACUAAGAACGCUUGUCCGUCUGGAUCUGACCAACAAUGACAUCACCACUCUGCCAGCGUCCCUCAGCCUCCUGCCCAGUCUGAAGGUCUUACUGUUGGAGGGAAACCCUCUUCGAGGGAUCAGAAGAGAUCUGCUCACUAAAGGAACAAGUGAGCUUCUAAAAUAUUUAAGAGGAAGAAUCCAAGAUAGGCCCGAGGCAGCAGAUGAAGGUCCUACAGCAAUGACGUUACCCAGUCAGGCCAAGUUCAGUGAACAUAACAUAAAAACGCUCAAGUUGUUGGAAUUCAGUGACAGGCAGGCUGAUAACAUCCCAGAUGAGCUGUUUGAUGCUGCAGUGGGUCGAGGUGUUACUGCUGUUAACUUCAGCAGGAAUCAACUAAAGUCGCUGCCUCCCAGACUGGUGGAGUCUCAUGCCUCAUUGGCAGAUAUCAAUGUUGGAUUUAAUCAGCUCACUUGCUGUUCUCCGGCCAUCUGCCAAUUGCUGCAACUGAAACACCUCGACCUGAGGAAUAACCACCUGGAUGAAUUACCAUCUGAGAUGAAGAACCUAACUAGAUUAUGUUCCAUCAUCCUCAGUUUUAACAGAUUUAAAUCCUUUCCUGACAUCCUCUAUCACAUUGUUACCUUGGAGACGGUGUUGCUUUGUAACAACCAGGUGGGGGCAGUGGACGCUACUCGUUUGAUGAAAUUAGACCAUUUAUCAACACUGGAUCUUUCAAACAAUGAUCUCCUCAACAUUCCCCCUGAACUGGGCCUGUGUACCAGCCUCAGGUUCCUUGGUCUGGAUGGAAACCCUUUCCGCACACCCAGACCAGCCGUCCUUGCCAAAGGCACAGAUGCAGUUUUGGAGUAUCUGCGUGGCCGCAUCCUCACAUAGAUCUAGAGCACUCCAACAUCAUCGGACCACAAACCGCUCUUUGUCUUUAAGUUACUGAAACAUGUAAUUCAUAUGUCAGUGUGGUGAUUGAAUCAAUAAUCAAAAUGGUCGUCAGCCAAAGGUGCUUCCAUUAUUAAAGUUGCUGCUAGGAAUUGA